Arachis duranensis is the source of this 1198-nucleotide messenger RNA. RefSeq lists its product as uncharacterized. The record is from RefSeq and is a predicted model, not a curated record. Lineage: Eukaryota; Viridiplantae; Streptophyta; Magnoliopsida; Fabales; Fabaceae.
GGUUAGUCAAUUCAGUUCUAGGGUACAUUUUUGUUUUACAUAAAAAAGAACAGAAAAUCACCCUGUAUUAUACAUUGACAAGGUGAUUUUCUGUUAUAAAUUGAGUUCAAGGAACUUGUCUUUUGCUAAUUGGGACAGUUUGGAGGAAAAUUUGGACUAGUUUUGGGAUGGAUCAUAGAAGUGCAAAAGAUGAGGAUGCUGAAAUUGAUCUUGAAUGUGGGGUGGCAAUAAGUGAUGAUUUUCAGAAAAGUGAUGAUAAUAAGCAUAGGGUAUCCUGCAAUGACUCGAAUUUAAGUGGAACUUCCAUGGAUUUUUUGGAAGUUACAAACAAGUCUUCAGUACAUUGUGCAGCCAAAACUCCUACCUCAAAGGAGAAGCAUAAGAAGUCCUGUAACAAAAAGUCUCCGAAGCCUCCAAGGCCUCCGCGAGCUCCAUCGUUGGAUGCGGCUGACCAAAAGCUAAUCAGGGAGAUAUCUGAACUCGCCAUGUUGAAGCGUGCAAGGAUAGAACGCAUGAAAGCCUUGAAGAAGAUGAAAGCUGCGAAGACAUCUUCGGCUUCCGGAAGCAGCAUGUUUGCCAUGAUUUUUACUGUUAUCUUCUGCAUUGUGAUAGUACUCCAAGGCAUGUCACCUGGAAAAACUUCGGUGGCGAGUUUCCAGGGAUCUCCUGAACCUGCAGGAGAAGCAGAAGCUGCUCUGAUUGACGUUCAACUUCAACACCACCUCAAUCCAUCUUCAAGUGAUGUAACUGCCCCCAGUUUUGAGUCUCACUCUCACAACUUUGUUCAGCGGAUUACCGGUUCGGAUUUGCCUAUAAAACUGAGCAGAGAUGCACAUUAAGCAUUUGUUCUUGACCAAGAAAAGAGGGUUUAGUGCUCUUGUGCUGCUUCUCUUCUUGCCUUUCAAAGCAUUUUCUUCAUUAUGAGACUCAAUAUGUUGGGUAGUUUAUCCCCAGUGUGUAUAUUAAUCAAUGAUGGGGGUGAGUUAAAUUACCAUAAUAGUGUUAUAGGUGUAGUUUCUUACCUCCUUAGCAACUACAUGUUGCUUUUUCAUACUCUCUAAAGUUAAGAGUUGGAGGAGAUUUUGCUUUCCAAAGUUUGAUAAUUAUGUAUGAAUAUGAUGAUCACCUAAUUUAUGUUGUAUUGAUGUAUUUGUAUCAUUUCCCUCUUGUGAAUCAAUAAGAGAAGGCCUUUCAAAUC